AUGCCAACACCUCCUCCUAAUUGGGUUAAGGCCCUGAAGCCGUCGGGUCCGCAAGGAUCUGAGCUCCUCCAACAGGAGCGUGCUCAAUCGAAUGUCGACGUGGAAAGAUUAUCCGAGCUGCUGCAUACAAAGGAAACCCUAGAGCGACGAGCAUCCCUCCUAGCUCUUUUGCAACCCGAAAAAGUAUUUGAUAAGUCUCAAAAUCAUACUUUGGGCCGUGUAGAACGGCUCCAGCGGUCACUGGGCAAGGCCAAACGCCUCCAGCAGCUUGCAGAAGAGCACAAAUGGUCAAUGACAGAGCUCCAUGCGGCCAAUGACUUGAUCGGUGAACCUACUCCAUAUGGUUUACACGCCAGCAUGUUCCUGGUGACUCUCCGGGAACAAGGCACCCCCGAGCAGCACAAACUGUUCCUUGAACGUGCAGAAAAAUACGAGAUCAUCGGUUGCUAUGCGCAAACAGAAUUGGGUCACGGAUCGAACGUGCGCGGUUUGGAAACCACCGCCACCUGGAACUCCAACGAUAAGACAUUCACCAUCAACUCCCCAACAUUGACUGCUUCGAAGUGGUGGAUCGGAUCCCUCGGUCGCACGGCCAAUCACGCUGUGGUUAUGGCCCAGCUGUUUAUUGAUGGCAAGAACUACGGUCCACACCCGUUCGUUGUGCAGGUCCGUGACCUCGAAACCCAUCAGCCAUUGGAUAAUGUAUAUGUGGGUGAUAUUGGUCCCAAGUUUGGUUACAACACGAUGGAUAAUGGUUUCCUGCUGUUCAACAACGUCAAGAUACCCCAUGUCAACAUGCUAGCCCGCUUCUGUCAGGUCGACAAAGAGACGAACCACUAUGCUAAGCCUGCUAUGCCGUCUCUUGUCUUUGGUACUAUGACUUGGGUGCGCGCCAAUAUUGUUCUCGAUGCCGGCGGUGUUCUGGCUCGCGGUGUCACUAUUGCGACCCGGUACUGUGCAGUUCGGAGGCAAUUCCAGGAUCGUGAUGCGGAUCCACACGCGGGUGAGACCCAAGUACUGAAUUAUAAGAUGGUCCAAGUGCGCUUGCUCCCGCUUUUGGCAUCCAUGUAUGCCCUUCAUUUCACUGGUCGAGGCAUGAUGCGUCUGUAUGAGGAGAAUCAAAGCCGCAUGAAAGCAGCCAGUUCGCCGGACCAGGAGUCGCGGGGCGCUGGACCCGAGCAGCUUCGCGCCGGUGCAAAUCUUCUGGCAGAUCUACAUGCCACCUCCUGUGGUCUCAAGGCUCUGGCCAGUACCACUGCUGGUGAGGGUCUGGAGGUCUGCCGUCGCGCAUGUGGUGGCCAUGGAUACAGCAGCUACAGCGGCAUUGGACCGGCAUAUGCGGACUAUCUGCCCACACUGACCUGGGAAGGUGACAACUAUAUGUUGACCCAGCAAGUUGCACGUUACCUUCUUAAAUCUGCCCGUGCCGUCCUGGCUGGCAAGCCGGCUGGUAACGACACUAGCCAGAUCCUCCAGUCAUACCUUGACCGACGCGACAAGGGAGCUUCAUUCGAUGUGCUCGAUGAAGAUAAGGACAUUGUUGCUGCCUUUGCAUGGCGCACGGCCCAUCUGACUUUUGAGGCCCUGAAGCAUCGGGAUGCUGAGCAGCGCUCCUGGAACAGCCUCUUGGUUGACUUCUGGCGCUUGUCCACGGCUCACUCUCAGUACCUGAUGGUGAAGAACUUCUACGAGGCGACCAAGGGCCUCAUGCACCAAUUAUUCCGACUCUUCUCGCUGCAUACCUUGGAGCGCGAAGCGGCUGAGUUCUUCUCUUCCGGUGCGGUCACUGUGCGACAAAUCACACUGACUCGGACUACUGCGGUACUAAAACUGCUCGAUGAGAUCCGCCCGCACGCUGUCCGAUUGGUCGAUGCCUGGGCGAUUCCGGACUGGCAGCUGGACAGCAGCCUGGGUCGCUAUGACGGUAAGGUGUACGAGGAUCUGUUCCGCCGGGCAAGCGAGGAGAACCCUGUUAACGACUUGGUGUUCGACCCUUACCCGUGGAGUUCGGCAUUGCUCAAGAAUGAGCCGGCCAAGAGCAAGCUGUAA
This is a messenger RNA of Penicillium verrucosum, 2049 nucleotides long. RefSeq lists its product as uncharacterized. Gene Ontology annotation, biological process: fatty acid beta-oxidation using acyl-CoA oxidase; lipid homeostasis. Gene Ontology annotation, molecular function: fatty acid binding; acyl-CoA oxidase activity; FAD binding. The record is from RefSeq and is a predicted model, not a curated record. Gene Ontology annotation, cellular component: peroxisome. The transcript is spliced from 5 exons. Bases 1 to 2049 code for a protein of 682 amino acids. NCBI's taxonomy places the organism in Eukaryota, Fungi, Ascomycota, Eurotiomycetes, Eurotiales, Aspergillaceae.